Messenger RNA from Salvelinus fontinalis (brook trout), 7270 nucleotides. RefSeq names its product CASP8-associated protein 2-like. Gene Ontology annotation, cellular component: mitochondrion; PML body. The transcript is spliced from 10 exons. Lineage: Eukaryota; Metazoa; Chordata; Actinopteri; Salmoniformes; Salmonidae. The record is from RefSeq and is a predicted model, not a curated record. Gene Ontology annotation, biological process: Fas signaling pathway; extrinsic apoptotic signaling pathway via death domain receptors. Gene Ontology annotation, molecular function: transcription corepressor activity. Bases 479 to 6328 code for a protein of 1949 amino acids.
ACCUACUUGAGAUAGAUGCUUUUGCUUUGGAUAAAUCUAAAUACAUUUCAUAAAAGACACCCAAGAGCACAAAUUGAACAAGGACAUAGUUAUAAAUAUACUUACUGGGAGGUUCCAAUUUAAGAUUAUUCACAAUUUAUUAACAACGUUUUCGAGGUCAGAAACUGUGGUGUCCUAUGAUUAGAAAGUGUUUUAUUGACAUUGGCUUUGAUUGAGUCUGGCUAAACAAUAUGCUGCUUUAAUUUAAUCAUUUUAUUUUGAACGCUUGAAAGUCCCGGAAGAGGCGCUGCAUGUGUCUUGCAGAGACCGCGGGAAAAUGUCGUUAUUUCCUGCUCCCUGAAGAAGGUUGUUUGGUCGUCGCGACAGUGAUUGUAAACAGAUGAUAAAGCAUAAUAACAUGCUAAACAACAUUCUUAGAAUCGAUUUUCACAUGCUACUUCCAGGUACAUCUCUGAGCCAUUGAUUGAGCAUCAGGAGAAUGGAGGGUGAUUUGAUGGAUGAAGUGUAUGGUGACCUCAGCCAAGACCACCAUAACACCACAGCAGCUUUCAAUGAAGAUUCUGUGGAUAUUUAUUUUGGUUUAGAAAGUCCAAAGAUGAAUUCAAAUUCAGAAAGGAACUACACACUCCUCUCACCACAGAAUCUGAAAUAUAUGGACUUAUAUGAAGAAAUCAUAACAGAGGAACAGCAGGAUAGAGAGUCUUCCUACAAUGAGUUGAGGACAAGAUUCAAUGCAGCACAAAGCCAAGUUGAUGAGUUAAUGAGAAGGUUGCAGCAGACUGAAACACAGAAUACAACGCUGAACACCGAGAACAGCCGCCUGAAGAAGAACAUCUGUGCGCUCAUCAAAACGGCUAAAAUGGAGGUUGUGCGGAAGGACGAGGAGAUAAAUAGGUUGAGCCAAAGUUUCAGGCCAAGGAGGGGUCCUGUAGUUCACCAUCAAUCUCAGAUGAACUGCCUGAGAAAUCAAAUUCCAACCAGACAGAAUCCUACGGAGCAGUCACAACCUAGCCAACCACAAGUUCCAACCAGACUAAAUCCUACGGGGCUGUCUCAACUUAGCCAACCACUAAUUUCAACUAGACAGAAUCUUACAGGGCAGCCUCCACCAAGCCAACCACCGGGUCCUAGAAAGGAUUGUGUUGUAAAGGAUCUUAGCCAGCUCCUCUGUAAAGACAGAGAUGUGGUCCACCCCCUUCUCCCUCCAACCCCCUCUGAUGCAACAGUUUUCCGACCACCUCUUCUCGAUGCAACAGUUCUCAGACCACCUCUUCCUGUCACUUCAAAGACAGCUAGAGGAGAUUCAGAAGCUCUCGUGAAACGCACUGUUAGUAGUUCCAGCCAGGACUCUGUGAUUAGACACCCUACACGUGAACUUGGCCCGUCAGACGAGCCGAAACAAACCAAGCACCGAGAAGGCGGAGGUGAAAAUCCCAGGCUGCCCGACUCAAAGGAGCAGCGGAAAUGUAACUCCAAGUCAAGCAAAUACCCUCGUCUCUCAGAUGUUGAAGUAUGCAGGAGAUCAGAGCGGGCUAAAAAUCCAACCUCAGACAUUUUGCAUUGCAGUGCUUCCUCUAACCGCACUUCUGAAGGAUUGUCUAAAGAUGGUGCAGCCUAUCAAUCAAAAAGUUCUAGUCGGCAUUAUAAGGAGCUCAGGCGUGAUAAGGAUGAUGAUAAUAGGCAUAGUAGAAGUACUAAAGACAUUUCCUCUAACAGAAAGCACGCCUAUUUGAAUCAAGCCAGUGUCACUGAACGAUCCAGUGAAUCUUUUAAUCGCAAGGGAGGGACAAGUCCUCCAAGGGACCAUCGAAGGAAAGAGGAGAGAAGAAGAGAGGAUGAGAUCAGAAAAGAAAAGAAUAGAUCAAAAAAAUCAGGAGAAAGAAAAAGCACUUGUACAGAGAGAAGAAGAACAAAGGAAAGUGACCGAUGCAGUACGGACGUAAGUAAGGACAAGACAAUGGACAACAGUAAAGUCGGGGGGCAAAAGACAGAUGAGAAGUCUGAAUUGCUUCCAUCUGAGGCUAAAGUGGCUGAGAAAAGCUCUGUAGAGGAGAACGGUCCAAACAGAAAGUUAAGUUUCAUGGAAACUCUGAAUCUUACCCUGUCACCAGUUAAAAAACCAAGACGGCCUGCUGAAACCAAGGAACAGGAGGGCACACCACCUGAGGAAGUUCCUGACGACCAGUCAGCGGAAGACAGCGGACAGCCUGAUCUAGACAAAUUAAUAAUCUUAGAUGAAAUCAACAGUAGUGUGGUACAGUCCUCUUCAGAAAUCCCAAUGCCUUCAGAACCUGAAAGUAUUAACCUUAGACAUACAGACAAAGAACCUUGUCAGGAUGCUACCAAAGGUCUGGCUGAGGCCACAGUGGCCAAAAAGCAACCUAAGUGCCAGUUAGAAGUGGAAGACACUAUUGUCCAAGAUGUCUCAGAAGGUAGGCCUGAGCUGCCGGAGGCCACAGUGGAUCAGAGGACUGAACCCACCACACCAGAACCUCUCAGGAAGGUUUGUGUUUCAGCUCGAGACUGUGACAUUGUUUUGAGAACUCCACUGAAAAGCAGACCUGAACAAUGUGCCUCUGCAAAUAAAAUUUGUGAGUCUGAGGAUUUUACUGCUGCUGCUGUCACUGCUACUACUGUUACUGGGAAUUGUGGAAACAAUUCAAAUAAUGACACUGGCCUAUCUUCUAACGGAUUUACCCCUGACCAUUCAAUGGAAAAUGAAACUCCCAGUGCUUUGGUCUGUAAAAGUCAAGCUGUUGAAACUGUGACACAAGUUCCACCUGCUGCUGCUGUCUGUGUGGGAAAUCCUGCUGUUGAAGGUGUUCCAGGAAAAGAACAAUCGGAAUCUCUGCAAUUGCCACUGCCUGCCUCUGUUAUUUCAAGUUCUAGUCUAGAUGUGACGGCGGAGGUGCAAGAUAUUUCCAAGCAUGGUGUUUCCAGUACGAUUAGCAUGGAGGUAAUUCCAGAGAUCUGCAUUACAUCUGAGAUCGUUAAUGAUGUCACAGAGAUACCUCUGGAGUGUGUGAAAGAGAAAGCUGUUGUGGAACAAAGUUCACCGUUGAGCAGUAUUGCCGUGUCUAAGGUGAGCAGCACAACAGGAGAGGUUGCACCAUCAGCACAGCACAACAGUGGUUUGUCACAAACACCAAAGAAGUCCCUCAAUACUGAGCCAGAGAAUGAGGACGUGAAUGUCGAGCCCUCUAGCUCCAUUCCAUUGGCCCAUGACGAGGACUCGAUGAGGCUUACACUGAGCAGCCUUAAAGGUAUUCCAGAUGCCAUCAGCCCACUCACAAGCCCAGUCCGUCCAAUGAGGAAAAGCCAUCCGCCGCCAUGUCACAGCAAACCUGCUUACGUCAAGAGUCUUUGCAAAGAGUUGACCAGUGCUGCUGGGGAUCCCAAUUCAAAGAAGUUGGAUGUGAAUAUGGAGAACAAGAAUCCUGGCCGCUCCAUUGCAAGUGCUACACAACAAGAUGUGGAUUGGGCUUCUGUCCGUUCUUCCAGCCCUGAGGAUGAAUUGGAAGAGGGUGAAAUUCUUAGUGAAGGGGAAGAAACUCCAAUCACUCCAAGUUCUCCAGACAAAACGCUUAGGCCCACAAGCACUGUUAAAAGUCAACAAAUUCCCAAGUCAUCCCCUAGACUUUCCAAGAAGUCGCCUGAAGAGCAAGGGAAUUCUAAACUCCUAAGUAAAACCUUGAGUUCACCAGUUGGAAGCCCCAUGUCAAAAGCUCGCUAUAAAACUGUUCAACCUCCGUUACCCAAAGCUGCCUUGUGUACCGUGGAGGAGGUUAUGGCCAUGUUUGUAAAGAUCCGCUAUGCGUGCAGGAAAAAGUACAUGAAGCUUCGUUCAACCUUCUCUAAGGACCGCUUCUGCGGUGUUAUGGACAUGUCCCUUGACUCUUUUACAGACUUUGUUGAUAGUGUUAGCUUCACUGAACUAUGCAGCCAAGAAGAUGACCUCAAAGUGAAACUGAAGAAUAACAUACUGUCUGUUUUGAGUAAGUUAUCAAAUAAUGGCAUUGUCAACCGCAUCUUUGACCAGGAACCACUUAAUAUGAAGUCGAAGCUGUGGGAUUUUGUGAAUGUGCAGUUAGACUUCUUAUUCAAGGAAAUUCAGACUGCUCUGAGAAGUGUUUGCAAAUCCGCAAAUGGAAACCAGUCUGCAGGAGCUGAUAAAAGGGACUUGAGUCUCUCCAAGCAGCCAGUGAAGUCCCCCAAGCAGCCAGUGAAGUCCCCCAAGCAGCCAGUGAAGUCAUCGGUGUCCACAGCCUCUAAACUUAAAAGACCGCAGGGAGCGGUACAAAAAACGAAUUGUGUGUCCAGAACAUCUGCAACUAAAAGACCGCAAGAGGAAUUAACAGAGUGUGUUGAACACAACAUAAAAAGAACCAGGGCUCAGACUCUCCCCCCUUGCAAAACUGGUCUUGGAAGAGGCAAAAAUAUUAAAAUGUCAUUUGAAGAAGAUAAGGAAUCAGAGCCUCAAACCUCAGAUCAUUCUCUUAUGCAACCUCCAAUGCAACCUCCUUUGCAACACGGGUUAGAGAUCUUACCAUCAAACAGCUCUUCAUCUGCUGAGAAAACAGCAGCCUAUGUUCGCCGGCUGUCUCAAAAUGGCUCACUCCAUGACAAGUCUGACUUCGAAAUCCUCACAGAACAGCAAGCCUCCAACCUAACAUUCAACCUGGUGACAGACUCCCAGAUGGGAGAGAUCUUCAAGUGUCUCUUACAAGGGUCUGAUCUGCUAGAAACUAGUGUCUCAGCUGGCGACAAUCAGGGCUGGCCUCUUGGUACUCCUCGCAAAGGAGAGCGCUUCCGAGGCGUUACCACCCCAAGCAAAGUUGGUACCACAACCAAAGUUGGUACUCCCUCUAAAGUCAUUGCCACAUGGUCUUCUAUUUCACCUUGCAAGUUUUCCUCUCCAAAUUCAAAAGUCCAAAUUCCACUAAAUCCAGCUCUGUUGGAUGAGAGUUGCAUGUUAGAGGUGCCCUCCAGCCUACCAGAAGACAAAAUGACAUCACAGGCCAGUGUGUUCUCGCAGAGAUCUUAUUCCAUUUUGGCAGAAGAUCUGGCUGUCUCCCUCACAAUUCCUUCGCCUCUCAAGUCUGACAAUCACCUCAGCUUCUUGCACCCAGCCAACGUGGAGCCCACGUCUGCUCCAGAUAGUGUCAUCAGUGCACACUUCAGUGAGGAUGCUCUUAUGGAUGGGGAAGAUGCUACAGAGCAGGACAUUCACCUCGCCCUGGACACAGACAACUCCAGCGGUGCGUCAAGCGGUGGUGGCAGGACUAGGGAGGCUCCUGUUAACCCCCUGUUUCACUUCAAGCCUCACUUGCCCAUGCAGGCAGUAGUGAUGGAGAAGUCAAAUGAUCAUUUCAUUGUGAGGAUACGGCAUGCAAACACCAGCCCAGACAUCAACUCCAACAACUCAAGUGUCAACUUCACCAACCCAGGCAUCAACUGCACCAACCCAGGCAUCAACUGCACCAACCCAGGCAUCAACUCCACCAGCCUAGUGGUCAACCCCACAUGCCUAGGAGUUAAAUCAACAAGCCAAGGAGUCAACUCUUCAAGCCCAGGAAGUGUAAAAUCUACCUACCCAGGAAAUAACUCCACCAACCCAGACACAAACUCAAGCUACCCAUGUGUCAACUCCACAAGCCCUCAAGUCAACUGCACCAACCCAGGCAUCUACCCCACAAGUGCAGACAUCAAUCCAAGGGCUGUCUCAAGCCCUCAAACACCACCAGGAGAAGAACAACAUGGCAAAGACAAAGCUCAUCCCACAGGACUAACUCCUUCUAAAACUCCUUUUUCAGAGGCCAGUCCUCCUUUCUACCUUAUCACAAGCACCGAAACAGCAUCUGCGCUAUCUUCACCAUGCCUCACCAUCAUAGAAGACACACCGGAGAGAGACCACAGCAAGGGUAAGACCGGGAAAAAGAGGACAAAGCACCAUGUUGAAAUGAAAGCAAAGUGGCCUAAAAAGGAGGUGAUCCCUGAGAAGAUCAAGCAUAAAAAGAAGUCCUCAAGUGCCAAAGGAAAGGAGACUAGAAGCUCCAAGAGAGAGAGAAGUAAAGUCACUACUCUACCCCAAUCUACCCCAUCACCCAACAGCCUGUCUGCCAAGAAUAUCAUCAUAAAAAAGGGUGCAGUGGUGGUGACUUGGACAAGGGAUGAAGACCGAGAUAUUCUCCUCUCGCUGAAGAUGAAAGGUGCCUCUCCGGGUACUUUCUCUGCCCUAUCGGAGAAGAUGAACAAGACACCCGCUCAGAUUGCAGAGAGAUUUUCUCAGCUGAUGAAGCUUUUUAAGAAGAAGAAGAUGGCAAGUUGACUUUCCAGAAUCGUAGAAUUUCUCUUUAUUCAAUGACGAUUUCAUGUACUAUGCUUUUUUUUUUAAACUCAGAUGUUGCAAGGUCAAUGCUUGAAUUUCCCAGUUGAUGAAUGAGCAGAAGCAGAUCAUCUGAAUUUGAUCCCUGUAAUUGAUGGCCUUGGAACAGAUGAAGGCCAAAUCAACUAGAUCUCAAACUGAAAUGUUUUUUUGUGGGGUGGUCAGCAUGGAUCAGAAUAUCCUUGAGGUAACAUCCACACAGGCUUCAAUGUAUCAUCUCCCCACAGCCUAAAUGAAUAAGCUGUUUUGGUACAUCUGCUGAUUUAGCAGAUUUGUAAGGUAUUUUUUAUUUUUGUUGCGUUAAAUCUAAUCUACCAUAUUGAUCCUGGGCAAUAUCCCAUAUCAAUUUCACAACUCUUAAUAUGCCCCAGCAAGUUUAUACCGUAUGUGGAGUUAAACACUGCAGCAAUCAUACAUGUAAUCUGAAGUAAUUGACACAUUUUAGCAGUAAAUGGGGAAUUGUCUCUAAUACUUUUAUGGAGCAUUGCCGCAUGUAAUAAUGUUACUUUUUAUACAACGUCUGGGGGGGGGGGGUUGUUUGGAAAUAAAGAUUGGAACUACAAUUCAGGUCACAUUUAUAUCUUAUUUCAUGCUGUAAGGUCACAUGGCAGAAAGUACAUUUUACUGUACAGUAUGUCAACAGUAUUCUAUUUUGGAUAUAUAUUGUACUGACUUCAAGAUGGUCAGUUAAAUUAAUAGGUGUACAUGUUCCAUUUUUAUGUACGAUUCAAGGUGGUAUGUUUAUAGAAAUUAAGGAUUUUAAAGGGAACAUUUCUUGACAUAGAUUUUUGGUUGGUUGGUUUUGGAUGAGUGACUACCUGGUUAACAAAUGUACACUGUAUAUUGUACAUAUUUUGGUUUUGUAAAUAAAGUGUAUUUAUUUAA